AUGAACGCCCACGCCCUCCUCACAUCACAGGGCUGGCGCGGUAAAGGGCACAGUCUCCACCCGACCAGCGACGACACCGGCCUCAAACACCACUUGCUGAUCAAGCGCGAGGGAACCGACGGCGCCGGGCUCGGCUCCAAAAAAGAUCACAAGGCCGAGGCGUGGUGGAUGAACGCUUUCGAUCAGGCGCUUAAGGGCAUCGAUGUCACGAAGACGGGCGGAUGGAAACAGAAUGCGACGAGCGGAAAGUCGGACUUGGCCAAGAUCACCGCAAGAGGCUCCUCAAAGUAUACGGGAAGCCGAGGGCUGUACCAGAGUUUCGUGUUGGCUGGCACACUGGCUGGGACGCUGGGAAAUGGGGGACUAUUGACGCCGCCUGACAGCAGUGUUGGAACGCCGACACCUGUGGAACACGGGAAGAAGUCGGAGACUAAAGAGGAGAGGAGGGCUAGAAAGGAGGUCAAGAAGGCGAAAAAGGCGGAGGAUGCGGCGAGGGAAGAGGCCGAAGCGAAAGCUGCAGCAAGGGCAGCAAGGAAGACCGAGAAGAAGCGAGAAAAGAAGGCACUAAAAGCUGAGGAAACGAAAGAAGAGCGUAAGGCAAGGAGGGAAGCGAGGAGGGCUCGGAAAGAGGAUAAGAGACGACGGAAAGGUUGA
This is a messenger RNA of Pseudomassariella vexata, 654 nucleotides long. RefSeq lists its product as uncharacterized. The transcript has a single exon. Bases 1 to 654 code for a protein of 217 amino acids. Lineage: Eukaryota; Fungi; Ascomycota; Sordariomycetes; Amphisphaeriales; Pseudomassariaceae. The record is from RefSeq and is a predicted model, not a curated record.